Molecule: messenger RNA, 450 nt
Organism: Cercopithifilaria johnstoni
Lineage: Eukaryota; Metazoa; Nematoda; Chromadorea; Rhabditida; Onchocercidae
Source: the annotation of a GenBank genome assembly
AUGCCUGCUCGGUGCAUCUUUCUUUUAUUGACAGUGUCUACAUUGGUCAUAAGUAAUGUGUUGGAAAGACGAAACAUAGAACCAUGUCCUGUUGGUUCUAGGCCAAUGUAUCGUCCUGAUGGACAACCACGCAAAUGUCUUCCUCAUCAAAACAGCCUUUGCAUAAAUGCUUUGCCGGAUCAGCCUAACGCAGCGACGAUGUGCUGUUGGCACAAUCAGGUGGAUUACUUCUGUUGUUUGGAUGUAACACCACUGGACUGUCCUGAUUAUCACAAUGUUACCGCCGUUGUGCACAAUGCAUAUCCGCAGAAUCCAUUCGCGUUACGCUCAUAUCAUUUCAGAGAAGGCAUUGAAGAUGAGAUAGCUGCGAUGACACAAGAAUUAAUACGCAAUAAUGCGAUACGCAAGGAGAAUAGCAUUUUGGUAGGGCAUGAUGGUAAAAAGAAUUAA